CGUGAUGUAACCAACGUCAACCUAUUGCACUUGGCUCCAUCACCAAAACCACCGAAAACAGCCUCACAACCUCUAAUCCUCCUCCUCACCCCCAACCAUGGCGAUGAACCCAGGCGAACAAACAGGAGUAAUUAUCUCCACAGCCGUCGUGGCCCUCCUCACCGGCUACGCUUUCGGUAUCUAUACUAUCCGAGGCUACCUCAUCCCACCCUCUCUGUUCGAGGAGCGCCGGCGCAACAUACACGAUCCUGUCGAGAGUGACGAAAGCGAUAUCGACGAGGAUGACACUGUUCUUGAUCAUGCUCCCAACUGGGCUAAUGGCACUGACGCCGAUAAGAGGCAGGGUUUGAAGAAUGUUGAGAAGGAGAAGGAGCCUGUUCUGAAGGACAAUGGAGAGGAGUGCAAGCUUGUUCUUGUUGUGCGAACAGAUCUGGGCAUGACAAAGGGCAAAAUCGCUGCUCAAUGCUCCCACGCUACCCUCGCAUGCUACAAGGCCCUCUCCCGCGCCCCCUCCAACUCUCCCCUGUCUAAGAUCCUCAAGCGCUGGGAACGUCUCGGUCAGGCCAAGAUCGCCGUGCAAGUCAAGAGUCAGGAUGAGAUGCUCGAGCUUCGACGCAAGGCUCGGUCUCUUGGCAUCACAGCUGAGGUCAUCCAGGAUGCUGGACGAACACAAAUUGAGGCGGGUAGCAUGACGGUGCUGGGCGUUGGACCUGCGCCUAGAAGCCUUGUUGACCAGGUCACUGGUGGACUUAAGCUGCUGUAAAUGGUGAAGACUCGAAAAGAAUAGAAAGGAUUUUGGGGAUACACGAAGACACGCACGGGAUUAUGAAUUGGGUCGGAUAGGUAAAAGUACUGCAAAAUAGACAUUCACGCGGGAAUUUGAUAGACAAACCCGCAUUUUUCACUUAAAAGAAGCAUAUUUUCUGUGAUAAA
Messenger RNA from Fusarium oxysporum Fo47, 933 nucleotides. Its product is annotated as aminoacyl-tRNA hydrolase. Lineage: Eukaryota; Fungi; Ascomycota; Sordariomycetes; Hypocreales; Nectriaceae. Gene Ontology annotation, cellular component: mitochondrion; cytosol. The record is from RefSeq and is a predicted model, not a curated record. Bases 98 to 763 code for a protein of 221 amino acids. Gene Ontology annotation, molecular function: peptidyl-tRNA hydrolase activity. The transcript is spliced from 2 exons.